AUGGUGUCAACACUUCUAAUUGUGUGCCUUGUUCUUCCUGUGUUCAUGUUCUUCUUCCAAUACCUUAAAACCUUGAAGAAUCGACACCGUCCACCUGGUCCUAGAGGCUUUCCCAUCAUAGGGAAUCUUCAUCAGCUAAAUAAUUCAGAUCUUUAUCUUCAGCUAUGGAAACUCUCAAAAAAAUAUGGGCCUCUAUUUUCCCUUCAACUAGGUUUAAGGCAAGCAAUUGUUGUUUCCUCUCCUGAACUUGCCAAAGUGGUAAUGAAAGACCAUGACCUCGUGUUUUGUGGGAGACCUAAGUUACUUGGCCAACAGAAAUUGUCCUAUGAUGGGGUUGACAUUGCGUUCUCCCCAUACAAUAGUUAUUGGAGAGAAAUCAGAAAGAUUUGUGUUGUCCAUCUCCUUAGCUCCAUGCGUGUGUCUAGCUUUUCCUCAGUAAGACACUUUGAGGUUAAGCAAUUGAUAAAGAAAAUAUCCAUGCAUGCCUCUUCUUCGAAGGCUACAAAUUUGAGUGAAGCACUCAUGUGCCUCACCAGCAGUAUUAUAUGCAGAAUAGCCUUUGGGAGAAGGUACGAAGAUGAAGGAACAGAAAAAAGUAGGUUCCAUGAGUUGUUCAACGAGUGUCAAGCAAUGAUGGGCAUCUUCUUUUUCUCAGAUUUUGUUCCUUUCUUAGGUUGGAUUGAUAAACUCACGGGACUCCAUGCUCGUCUUGAGCGGAAUUUCAAAGAGUUGGAUACGUUCUACCAAGAAGUCAUUGAUGAACACAUGGAUCCCAAUAGGAAGCCUCCAGAGAACGAGGAUUUAAUAGAUGUCUUACUUCAACUCAAGAAGCAGCGUUCAUUUUCUGUAGAUCUCGAAAAUGAUCACAUCAAAGCGGUGUUCAUGAACAUGCUUGUAGCAGCAACAGAUACCACUGCUGCCACAACAAUCUGGGCUAUGACUCUACUACUAAAACAUCCAAGAGUGAUGAAGAAAGUUCAAGAGGAAAUAAGGAAUUUGGGAGGUAAAAAAGAUUUUCUAGAUGAAGAUGAUACUCAAAAGUUUCCCUAUUUCAAGGCGGUGAUAAAAGAGACAUUGAGACUGCAUCUACCAGCACCACUACUUGUGCCAAGAGAAACAAAUGAACCAUGUACUAUAGGUGACUAUGAAAUUCCAGCCAAGACAUUAGUGUACGUGAAUGCCUGGGCUAUCCAUAGAGACUCUAAGGCUUGGAAAGACCCAGAAGAAUUUUUACCCGAGAGGUUCUUAAAUAAUACUACAGAUUUUCGUGGGCAAGAUUUUGAGUUCAUUCCAUUUGGUGCUGGUCGUAGAAUUUGCCCUGGCAUGACUAUGGCAAUUGCCUCAUUAGAUCUUAUUCUUGCAAAUCUUCUUAGGUUGUUUGAUUGGGAAUUGCCAAAAGGAAUGAAAAAAGAAGACAUCGAUACUGAAGUGUUGCCAGGAAUUGCCCAACAUAAGAAGAAUCCUCUUUGUGUUUUGGCCAAGUUCCGAAGCUAAAAGUAAAUAAAAGUUUAUGUAAUAUUAUCCUGCCCAUAAGUAUAAGUAGGUAAAUAAGGGCUUGUUGAUGUUACAUGGAGUGUUAUGCUACCAGGAAUUGCCCAACAUAAGAAGAAUAUCCUCUUUGUGUUUUGGCCAAGUUUGGAAGCUAAAAGUUAAUAAAAAAAAAUGUAUGUAAUAUUGUUUGUAUCCUGCCCAUAAGUAGGUAAAUAAAGGCUUGUUGAUGUUA
Cajanus cajan (pigeon pea) is the source of this 1723-nucleotide messenger RNA. RefSeq names its product cytochrome P450 83B1. Gene Ontology annotation, molecular function: monooxygenase activity; heme binding; oxidoreductase activity, acting on paired donors, with incorporation or reduction of molecular oxygen. NCBI's taxonomy places the organism in Eukaryota, Viridiplantae, Streptophyta, Magnoliopsida, Fabales, Fabaceae. The record is from RefSeq and is a predicted model, not a curated record.